Myotis brandtii (Brandt's bat) is the source of this 604-nucleotide messenger RNA. RefSeq names its product alpha-1-acid glycoprotein. Bases 37 to 501 code for a protein of 154 amino acids. The record is from RefSeq and is a predicted model, not a curated record. Lineage: Eukaryota; Metazoa; Chordata; Mammalia; Chiroptera; Vespertilionidae. The transcript is spliced from 5 exons. Gene Ontology annotation, biological process: regulation of immune system process.
CAGUACCUCGGACUCUAGCCACAUCCUCGUCUUGCCAUGGCACUGCCCUGGGCCCUUGCAGUCUUGAGCCUUCUUCCCCUGCUGGAUGCCCAGAGCCUGGCGUGUCCCAAUUUCUCGGUGCCCAUCACCAAUGCCUCCCUGGACCAGAUCUCUGGCAAGUGGUUUUAUAUCGCCUCGGCUUACCGCUUCCCCGAGUACAAGAAGGAAGCUAGCAAAAUCCAUGCAGUGUUCUUUUACUUCACCCCCAACAACACGGAGGACACGAUACUGCUCAGACAGUACAUGACCAUAGGUGAUCAGUGCAUUUAUAACUCCACCAGCCUGAAGGUCAAUCGGGAAAAUGGGACCCUGUCCAAACACAGUGACCCCAGAGGCCCAGAGAGGGCCAUCUCCCAGCCAGGGCUGCACAGCCAGAAUCUGUGCCUGCCGCUGGAAAAACAGCAUGACGAGGAAAGGAAGAAGGAAAAGGAGAGGUCUGAGACAGGCACAGCAUUGGAUUAGGACCUCGGGGACUUUGGGGGCCUAUCCUGAGACCCCCACCCACCCUGUGUGCCUCAGUUCUUUCCCUCAGUUGCACCAAUAAAGUUUCUGCAUUUGGAAUAGG